AUGAUUCAGCCAGAGGAGCAAAAGAUGCUGGACUUCGUGGCAACAAUACCUCAUAACGUGAAUCCUUAUUUCGCUGUCGCCACUUACCUUGAACGUGAAGCUAAGCCUGUCGUGUUGCCACCCUGGGUCCAGAUUGUCAUGGGAGUGAUUAUAGGAGGCUACUUUAUGCACGUACCAUUCAGCGCUGCAAAAUAUGGCACAUACCCAGAAGACUUAUAUAUUUUUGAUCUCUUCCUUCAUUCAGAAUGCUUCUCCAAUGCUUGUAUUUGUUUUACAUCAGAAUCAUCACGAGGACUUUUAGGUUCUAUUCCACCACAAGACGUGAAUAAGUUUCCGUGA
This is a messenger RNA of Melampsora larici-populina 98AG31, 339 nucleotides long. RefSeq lists its product as uncharacterized. The record is from RefSeq and is a predicted model, not a curated record. NCBI's taxonomy places the organism in Eukaryota, Fungi, Basidiomycota, Pucciniomycetes, Pucciniales, Melampsoraceae. The transcript is spliced from 2 exons. Bases 1 to 339 code for a protein of 112 amino acids.